CUCGUACGAAAUUUGACAUUACAUAAGUCAUGGAACACUACUAGUACUACCUUGACCGCUUGCAUCGAUCGCGCGCGCCAGUCCUCGUCGAACACGAACAACCCACUCAGACGUUAUAGUACCUGAUUGAAGUGGUACUGCAUCUCUUCUUCUCCGGGCUUAUUUGGACACAUCGAAGCAAUCAUGAAUCGAAUGAUAAUCCUUAUAUUUAGGGCGAAGCUUUGCGAUUUAUAUUCCCUGUUCAUCUCCACGAUGUCCAACAAUCAUCCACGUGAGAAGAACUCAGUCACCGACCUUGAGAAGGAUUCCGCGUGUAGGGAUGGUCUCUCUGUGAUCAUCCCCGGGGACAAACACGGAUGGCUCUCCCAUCCGUUAGCAAAGACUCUUAUUAGCUGGGGCGUGGAGGAACGAGGUACUAUUCCAGUUCCUGAAGAGGAGCGGAUGGAUACCCAAUAUUAUAAAAUUUUCUUCGUUUGGUUCUCAAUGAGCUUUAACAUCCUCUCCUUCUCCGCCGGAACCCUCGGUCCAAUCGCUUUCAGACUCGGACUUCGUGAUUCUUGUCUCGUUAUCUUAUUCUUCAAUAUCUUGUCAUGCGCAUUACCUGCAUAUUUAAAUACUUGGGGUCCUCGAACCGGUAUGCGUCAGAUGAUUCAAACUAGGUACAGCUUUGGAUACUUUGGCAUCAUUAUACCCGCUAUCCUUAACUUGAUCGGCAUGUGUGGCUUCAAUAUCCUCAAUGGUAUAGUCGGUGGACAGGCACUGGCUAGCGUAUCUGAUAAUAUGAGCUGGGAUGUAGGCAUUGUCAUUAUCUUCGUCAUUGCGCUCUUCAUCUCCUUCAUGGGCUACAGAGUAAUCAACUGGUACGAACGUGUUUCGUGGUUCCCAGUCCUUAUCGCAUUCUUGGUCGCACUCGGCCUGGGUGGCAAGAAAUUGUACAACGCUCAACCAGCGGAACCGGCAUCUGCUUCCACUAUUAUCAGCUUCGCAUCUGUUAUCGCUGGUUUUGUUAUCACCUACUCUUCAGUCGCAUCUGAUUUCACAAUGUACUAUUCACCCACCGUUCCCCGGUCCAAGAUCUUUUGGUAUGCAUAUCUGGGGUAUCUCGUACCUAUCGUCCUUCUUGAGUGCCUUGGAGCCGCAGCAGUUCUUGCUGCACCAAACAUUCCUAGCUGGAAAGAUGGUUAUGGAACGGAAGAUAACGUCGGCGGCCUCUUGGAGGCGAUGCUCAGGCCAGUCGGUAACUUCGGGAAGUUCCUCACCGUCCUUCUCAGCCUGAGCGUAACCAGCAACAUCGCGUGCACGCUUUAUUCUAUCUGUUUUAAUUUCCAAGUGGUGGUUCCGGCCAUGUCAAGAGUCCCAAGAUAUGUCUUUUCGAUCAUCGGCACGGUGAUCGCAUUGCCUCUAUCCAUUGUAGGAGCUCACAGAUUCUAUACGGCGUUAACCAAUUUCCUUUCGCUAAUCGGUUACUGGGCAAGUACGUACGGCGCCAUCCUCCUUGUCGAACACCACUACUUCCGCAAAGGUGACUUCAGCACCUAUGACCAUGCCAUAUGGAAUGUUCCGGAGCGUCUUCCCUGGGGGGCAGCUGCCGUCACAGCUGGCAUACUGUCUUGCGCCCUGAUUAUACCUUGCAUGAACCAGGCGUGGUACCAGGGCCCUAUCGGCGUCAUCUCUGGCGAUAUCAGUUUCGAGGUUGCGUUCCCUCUUGCAGCCCUACUUUAUAUCCCACUUCGAAAGCUCGAGAUUAAAUACCAGAAUAUCCAAUAUUAAGCACACGAGUUAGUUGUAAGUUAGAUGUGCGAUACGCCAGGAACGUGUAGUGUCUUGCUAAGAGAAAUCUUAAUUUCACUUACCUUGAUUCAGAACAGGAAUCUAGGGUUGCUCCUAUUUACUUUAAUCCAUUCAUCCCUGCUCGCAUCCUCUAUGUAAUGUAUGUUCACGAAGCAAUAACAACCCGAUGCCUCCGGAGCUGUGUUAUCAC
This is a messenger RNA of Suillus bovinus, 1981 nucleotides long. Its product is annotated as permease for cytosine/purines, uracil, thiamine, allantoin-domain-containing protein. The record is from RefSeq and is a predicted model, not a curated record. Gene Ontology annotation, biological process: transmembrane transport. Gene Ontology annotation, molecular function: transmembrane transporter activity. The coding region runs from base 184 to 1770 and encodes 528 amino acids. The transcript has 12 exons. Gene Ontology annotation, cellular component: plasma membrane. NCBI's taxonomy places the organism in Eukaryota, Fungi, Basidiomycota, Agaricomycetes, Boletales, Suillaceae.